GGAGGAAGGAGUAGUAGAAGUUAGAACCGAACGACACAUUCUUAAAUGCAGGGAAGGAGGGGUGGCUUCUCCUCCUGCAACGGUACAAGAGCCAACGCCAGCGCCAGCACCACCAUCACUUCCCCACUCCUCCACUAGCCACUGCCCCUCCCCCUCCCACACCCACACACACACACACACGCUCUCUUCCUCCUCCCUCUGCCUCCAUUCUCCCAUAGAAAGCUUGCGCAGCAGUGGUGGCUCUGCAGAGAUGACCAAGGAUGAGGACUUCAAGCUGGUCAAGAUCCAGACCCAUGUCCUGAGGGUGAACAUACACUGCGACGGCUGCAAGCACAAGGUCAAGAAGCUGCUCCAGAAGAUCGAAGGCGUCUACUCGGUGGCCAUCGAUGUGGACAACCACAAGGUCACGGUGACUGGCAGCGUCGACUCUGAGACGCUCAUCCGGAAGCUCACCAGAGGGGGCAAGCACGCAGAGCUGUGGUCACACCAGAAGGGCGGCAGCGGCAACAACAACCAGGGCCACAAGGGCAAUGGCAACAACAACAACAACCAGCAGAAGCAGCAGCAGCAGCAGCAGCAGCAGCAGCAGAAGCAGGCUGCCAAUGUGAGCAAGGAUGGCGGCGGCAAGGGCAGCGGCGGGCAGAAGGAGCAGGGCAAGCUUGGUGGCGGAGUUGGGAGCCUCAUGCAGGGGCUCAAGGCCUUCAAGAGCCAGCACAGCAAGCACCAGCUCCCUGACCUGAGCUCGGAUGACGAAGAUGAUAUGUAUGAUGAUGAGGACGACGAAGACGAUGAUGAGUUUGACGAUGAGUAUGAGGACGACCUCCGCUUCCUCGGGGACAAGAUGAGCCAGCUCGGCAUCCUCAGGCAGCGCGCCGAGGCUGCGGCGGCGAUCAACGCCAAGAACAAGAACGGCGGCAAUGCCGCCAAUGUCGGCGGCAAGAAAGGCGCCCCAGCAGGGAACAACCACCAUCAGAACAACCAGAACCAGAAGAUGAACAUGGGCGCGGCGGCAGGGAAUGCCAAGAUGGGGAAUGGCGCUCAGAAGAACACUGGCGGCAUCGGUGGCCUGAUGGGCCUGAACCAUGGCCUGGGAGCUGGCGGUGCUGCUCCUGGCAUACAGGGCUACACAGGCGGCGGCUUCAGCCACCCUUCCUCCUACGGUGCCGCCGGCUACGGAGGGCUCCAGCAGCAGCAGCAGAACGGCAACCUGAUGGCGAGCAUGCAGGGGUACCACAACAACCCGGCGGCGGCCGCGGCGAUGAUGAACAACCUGAGGGGCAACAUGAUGAUGCACCAGCCGCAGCCGCAGCCGCAGAUGAUGUACCACCGGUCUCCGCAGAUCAGCCCUUACACGGCCUACUACAACCCAUACAGCUACUACUACCAGCAGCCCGGCGGCGGCGGCGGCGGCGGCUCCUCCGCCUACCACCCCGGCGGCGGCACCGGCGACGUCGAGACCAUGUUCAGCGACGAGAACACCAAGGGCUGUGCCAUCAUGUAGUAGGAUUGUAGUUAGCGGUGUCAAGAGUCACAAUGUAGAGCUUGGGCGAUGAGGAGUGGUAGCGGUGAAUGGUGAUGCAGUCGUACUAUGUUUUUUUCCACUAGUAUUUUGCUGCCUUUAUGUUUUUCUCCUGUAUCAAGAAUGAAUGAAUCAUGGGUGUUGACUUGGGAUGAUGCGCUGUUUGAAACUGAAUGAAGGCAGUGGUGGCACUUCA
Triticum aestivum (bread wheat) is the source of this 1715-nucleotide messenger RNA. Its product is annotated as heavy metal-associated isoprenylated plant protein 32. NCBI's taxonomy places the organism in Eukaryota, Viridiplantae, Streptophyta, Magnoliopsida, Poales, Poaceae. The record is from RefSeq and is a predicted model, not a curated record. The coding region runs from base 251 to 1501 and encodes 416 amino acids. Gene Ontology annotation, molecular function: metal ion binding. The transcript has 3 exons.